This is a messenger RNA of Cucurbita pepo subsp. pepo (vegetable marrow), 756 nucleotides long. The record is from RefSeq and is a predicted model, not a curated record. NCBI's taxonomy places the organism in Eukaryota, Viridiplantae, Streptophyta, Magnoliopsida, Cucurbitales, Cucurbitaceae.
AUGCGGGUUGUGGAAAAGUUCUUGAGGUCAUUAACCAACAACUUUGAGAAUGUUGUAUGUACAAUAGAAGAGUCAAAGGAUCUAGCAACGUUCACGGUCGAUGAGCUCACCGGUUCUCUCGAGGCACACGAGCAACAUAAGAAGAAGAAGGAAACACUCANGUCCAUGAGCUCACCGGUAGAGGUUGUGGUCGUGGAAGUCGCGAAAAUGGUCGAGGUAGUCAAGGCAGCGGUCAUAAAGGAUACUAUAAGGAGAAGGUACAGUCGAGCCAAGCAAAUUGGCGUGGAAGAAGACGCAAUCGAGGAAGAGGCGGCCGAUCAAUUUAUUCAAACAUUUAGUGCUCCAAGUGUCACAAAUAUGGUCACUACAAUGGGGCAUUUUGCACGAGAUUGUCGAGUCGAUAAAAAAGUGGAAGAAACGAUCAACCUAGCCUUGGAUGACGCAACAAACGAAGGUAUUCUCUUGAUGGCUCAAAAUGAAGAUCUGAAAGCAAAAGAACACAGCGGCGCGAAAGAUGAUGGCGACGGUCGUGAGGCGGUGGAAGCCAUUGGAAAUGAGGGGAUACACAGUGGAUUUGGCGAAAUCACGAUAUCGGAGACGAGAAAAUCGAAGAAGGAUGAACAACUGUAUAACAGAGAGCUUGAGCUCGAAGAGAGAGAGCUUCAAUGGAUCAUGAGCAGGAGAACAGAGAUUCAGAGCAACAACCCAAAACUGCUAUGGAUAAAUCUGUGGAGAAGUCUCAGUUGUAGACAUUGA